AUGAAUUCGACUAUAGUUUCGCUUUCAAUUUCCAGCAUUUCGCAAUCACCCUUAAUAUUGCAUGGAAUUGGAUCCUUAAAGCGAUGCGAUAAGUUCUCUUCAAUAAAAGCAAUAAAAUUCGCAAAUUCGUUUUUUAGAUCUAGCAAUACCAAUGCAGAAUUCAUUAAUUCAGCAUUUACAAGGUUUCUAAAUACGCCUGUUAAAAUCGCUACUCUGAAAUACUCAAACGAUUUCUUCCAUACACCAGAAAAAAUUAAAGACGAAACUACAGCAAUAUUCAGAAACUGCAUUUUCAGAAAAUGCUCCAAGAAGAAAGGCCUUGGUGGUGGAAUUAGCUACCAAAACGAUGAUGGCCAAAUUUUGAUUUCGGAUUGUUGCUUUUUCAAAUGCUCUUCAGGAAGUUGCGGAGCAUUUUUCAUUAGGUCUAAGAUUCAUGAUAUUAAAUCUACAUGCAUUAAGAAAUGCCAUGCUUUAUUAUCUGAUAUUAUGUUUAGAAUUACAGGACCAAAAUAUCCGAGCAUUAAUGAUAUUGUCAUAGAGCCAUCAAAGAUUGAACAAAUAUCUUGUUCACUAAAUGGCCCCUUAAAUAUAUCAGAUGUUACCGGAUUAAUGUUAUUUUAUCAUAUAAUAGUUGAUAUCUCAAAUUCAAACGUUUCUAAAUCAUACCCAGUUAAAGAACGUGGUGCAAUUGAAUCUCAAUACGCAGAAUUUUUCAGGUUUUCUUUCAUUCAUUUUGAAAAUAACCAAGGACCGGGUCUGAUCUUCCUAGAUAGCAAUAAAGGAGACUCAGAAAUUGCUUACUGCAACUUCAUUGACAAUAAUCCAGGAACUUCCUUGAAAUUAUUUGAAAUUCACACCAAAAAGACACAUAUUUCAAAUUGUGUGAUACAGAACAUCGUAAAUAUUAAUGAAUUAGUUGAGAUGAUAACUCCGAAAGCCGCAGUUUUCGUAAAUUGCGUUUUCGAUUUAUCUGAAAGUAAAAUCGGUUCUUUAAACCUUACAAAUGCGUUUAAGAACUGCACAUACAAAGAGAAAUCACCUGUAUUGAACAAAAUCAUAUCUUUGAACGAAAAAUUCUGUUUUAGAACCCAAUUUUCUGAAACAUUUUCUCCUACCGUUCAAUAUACGGCAAACUCGGAUGAAAAUUUUGUGGCUGGACAACAAGAACUUUCAUCUGAAACAGCAACAAAAGCGCUUUAUCCGAAAACUUUAAGAAUUAGACAGUAUUCAUUAUUUAUAGCAUGUGCAAUUGGUAUUCCUCUAUUCUAUUUGAUGAAGACAUUAAGACAGAACCAACUAUCUCGCUCAAAUUUGAGGAGAAAGAAUUAA
Molecule: messenger RNA, 1329 nt
Organism: Trichomonas vaginalis G3
Lineage: Eukaryota; Parabasalia; Trichomonadida; Trichomonadidae
Exons: 1
Coding region: 1-1329 (442 amino acids)
Source: RefSeq, a predicted model, not a curated record